AUAAUGUACAUGAACUGAUUUUCUCUAACAAUGAAAAUAGUUACAAAGAAGAAUUAUUUGAUAGUAAUUUUUUUUCUUAUAAUCAAAAUAGCAAUUCAAUUAUAAUUACAAAGGAUACACUUGAUUCAAAUAAUCAAGAUUCUUCAAAUUUAAGUUCUAUUCAACCAAACCUGUCAUCAGUUUCAAACCUAAAGUCUCAAGUUGAUAAAAAAAAAUCUGUUGCUUCAAAAAAUGAUAAUAGUACAUCUAAAAGUUUAUCUAAUAUAAAUGAUCAAGAUUUUUCAAACUUAAGUUCUAUUCAAUCAAACUUAUAUAUAUUGAUUCAAAUGAUGAUGGCAGUAAAUCAUUAAAUUUACCUAAUGUAAAUAAUCGAGAUUGUUCAAAUUCAAGUUCCAAUUUAUCAGACUUAUCAUCAAAUUCAAAUCAAAGUUGUGUUAAUAGAAAAAGACGUAUUAAUUCAGAUGAUGAUGAUAGUGAAUCAUUAGAUUUACCUAAUGUAAAUAGUCAAGAUUCUUCAAGUCCAAGUUCCAUUCAAUCGGACUUAUCAUCAAGUUUAAAUCAAAGGUUUCAUGUCAAUAAAAAAAGACAUAUUGUUUCACAAUCUGUUAAUGAAGCAUCUAAAAGUUUACCCAAAUUAUACGAUCAAAAUAUUUCAAAUCAAAUGUCUCUUAUUGAAUUAAAAAAACAUAUUGGUUCAAAAAAUAUGAGUUCGUUAUUUUUAGAUGUCUUCAAAGAAGAUGAGGAUAUGUUUUUUUUAAGGAGCAUCUUAUCAGAUAUGAAAUCUAUGACUUCUACUCAAAAAAGAUAUUUUAAGAUAAAAAUUCUACAAUUGACAGGAAAGAUACUUGAUGAACCUCAAAUGAAGUGUAACUAAUCACAGUAAUUUUAUUAACUCAAUACAUAAUUUAAGUAUUGUACACAUUUUAUAUUAAUUUUUCUAAUAUACAUUAGCGU
Molecule: messenger RNA, 954 nt
Organism: Sipha flava (yellow sugarcane aphid)
Lineage: Eukaryota; Metazoa; Arthropoda; Insecta; Hemiptera; Aphididae
Product: 5'-AMP-activated serine/threonine-protein kinase catalytic subunit alpha-like
Molecular function (GO): DNA binding
Source: RefSeq, a predicted model, not a curated record